Molecule: messenger RNA, 1998 nt
Organism: Metopolophium dirhodum (rose-grain aphid)
Lineage: Eukaryota; Metazoa; Arthropoda; Insecta; Hemiptera; Aphididae
Exons: 11
Coding region: 1-1848 (615 amino acids)
Source: RefSeq, a predicted model, not a curated record
AUGACUCAAUAUUUGGUUGUUGAAUUUUAUGAAGACAAUUCAAUAGAAGCUGUUCCAGCUAACUGGUUUAAAAAAAAAGAAGGCACGUGCGCAUGGCCUAAUACCAAAAAUGCCAAUGCAUUAAAAAAAUGUGUUGAACUAAAAAGCAUUCCUAAUGAUGUUGAAUACAGUUAUCAUUUGGCCAAAGUUUUGAAAAUAUCUGAUUCAUUAUAUAAAGCUCGGAAAAUGGUAAAAAAAGGAUUAACUAACAUGUACAUUUCAUCUACUGAUGAUGAUGUUUUAUUGAAAUCCAAACGAAGAACUGAUAAAACGGCAGUAUCAAAUGUUUCAACCUUGUGUCCUAUAUUUUCAGAGUCUGAUGAUGGUAACUGUAGUGAUGAGAACAUCAAAGAUGGCAAAAUAGGUACAAUAAGAACAUUACUAAACGGAUGGUCACCAUCUCCAAAAAAAGUGAAAUUGCUGAAAAAUCUACAAGCUAAUAGUACUCUUACAAAAUCUGCAGAUGGUCGUUAUGCUUCAAAGUCAUCAAUUGUGAAACAAUUAUCUUUUACUGAUAAUAAUACAUCUAUUCAUGAUACCUCCAAGAACAAAAAUUAUAUGGCCUGGAACAUUGAAAACGACGCCAACUUAACCCCCGAAAUACACAUUGAGGAUGUAAUUAAGGACGAUUGGAAUAAAUUGUUAGCUGUAACUUCUGAUGAAAAUGCUCAAACUUUUUCAAGUUUUAUACAAAUGGAUAAUGAUCUCGAUAUCUGCGAUGAAAAUGCUGGAGAAGAUGGAGAAGAUGAAAACCCCGAAAUCUCAGAUCAAGAAAUUGAACCUACUGAACCUCCAGUAGAUAAACCCUCUCGGGCUGAUGUGUUGGCAGCCUUUGAUACCCUCGUAAAAUUUUCCCAAACCAGUGCAGAGUUAGAUUGCAAAUUUGAUGACCAGUUGAACAGCAUCAGAAAACAGUGCUUAGAAAACUAUGAAGUUACAUUCACCCAGAAACCUAUCACUGACUUUUUUAAACCGACGUUAUUUUGUGGUCCCGUCGUGUUCGUGUUAACGAGGGAGUACUUUGAUCAGACAAAUCUUGAACAUGAUUAUCUUGAUAAAAACUUAAAUAAUAAAGGUAUUGAAACUAUCAAUAAUGAGAUAAAAUCAACUGAUCUUGAAAUUGCUGAUAAUGGAAGCUCAGAAGUUAUGCAGAGACACCUAGCCGAGACACCUCAAUAUGCCAGCAAUCAAUUACAAUCAACCAGAACUCCAGAAAUUUCUAAUUCUGUAUCAGUUUCAAAGGAAACUACAGAAUUUGAAAAAGAAGUGCUUCAUAGGCUUUCAUUUUUAAAAUUUGAAUUAAAGCGAGCAGUAAAUAACCAAAGAGAUAUGGCCCAAAGACUGGAGAUAAUAGAAACUAGACUUGAAAAUAUUCCAUCAUAUGACAUUUCCAAUAUUAACAACAAUGAAUCAUCUUCUUUAAUUGAUAAAGAUUUCAAUAUACCUCUUGACAAUAUAAUUGAUCUUGAAAUCUUUGAAGAAAAAAUUUCUGGCAGUAAGGAAUUCCGUACUCAGUUGGUAAAUGAACUUUCAUACAUCGGCGGUAAACAUGUCAAGGCAAUGGUCAAACGGGUGAUGGGAAAAUUAUUUAAAGACGAAUUAUUAAAAGAUUUCUCAUACACCGGUAAAAAAGGCAAAAAAAAAUUUUGCAGUCUGGGUUGUACUUCUGUGAUUUUCGAUGCUGUUAAGAAGCAAAAUAAAUUUAAACAUUCAUCUCAAAAUGAAAUGGAGGAUAUCAUCAAAUAUGUUCUCGCUCAAGCCCCGUUUAAUUUAAAAAGAAUUUCUGAUAAGAAUAAUUUCUCUUCUUAAAUUGCUUUUUUUAAUAGUUGAAGAAUUUAAUUUUUUUUUUUUUUGUUUUGAUAUAUAUCUACUAAAUAUAUUAUUUAAUAAAAUUCUCACAAGCUGUGAUAAAAUUUAAAAAUAUUUUAUUUUAUAUAAUUUAAAUUAAUAUAACAUAUA